GGGUGCCUUUUCUCUUUGUUCUUUCUCCACACAGUCGCCAUGGCAUCGCUCCUGUCCUCAGACCGCGAAUACUUCCUUAUCCAGGACCCGCAAACCAUGCUCGGUGCCCAUUGCUACUGCCUUCGACAGGGCAGCCGGCUGGCAGGUUUCCGGGACGACAGGGAUAUGGAGCAGGCCGCUUCCCUCUGCCCCAAUUGCUCGUUCUGGAUCGGGCUGUACCGCCAAGGCCUCUCCUGGGUCUGGCUUAAUAGUGACCCCUAUAAGUUUACGCAGUGGAGCCCAGCAUCCAAAACUUCAGAGAGCUGUGCGGUUAUGAACGAGAGCCUGUGGUAUCAAGAGAAAUGCCUCCAGAAACAUCCUUUCGUGUGCUGCAAAGGGCCUGCAGGUGCUCUUCCUUUUCUUCUCCAACUCCUGCUAAACUGCCGCUCCAUACCUGACCAGAAGGACGUGUUGACUCCUGCCCUGCAGUCAACUGUGGCUGCAACUUCCCUUCCCACGUCCAAAUGCAAAAUAAUUGGGUAUCUUGUCUCCUUAGGGGAUGCCCCUGCAACUACUGAUGGGAACGAGCUCCCUUCUCCCACUGCAGUUCAGGAUCUCUCCUCAACCCAACACAGGCCUGAGCAAGAGACCAGAGACACAGAGCUGACAACUUUCUCUGCUUCCAAUUUAACAAAAGUGGGACCCCUGCAGGAUCAAAGCCCUGUCGUCAUUCAGGAAAACCGCACCUGGUUCGAAGCUCUGGCUGCCUGCCACGCCAGAGGCCGGAUUCUGGCUGGGAGGGUCGCGCUCCAGCAGGGUCUGAUGGCUUGGCUGGGGUUGCACCGCCAUGGGCUGUGGGGCUACUGGGUUUGGGCCAAUGGGAGCGCCGUGGAGGAGCCUCAGAGCUGGCGGGAAGGGGAACCGAACGAUCCCCUAUGGGGAAACUGUGGGGCAGGGACAGGCACAGAGGAAGGAGUCCUGUGGGAAGACGAGUGUUGCGAGCAGAAGUUGUACUAUGUGUGUGAAUAGCACUCCCAGAGCCAAACGAUGCAUGGCAUGACAGCAGGGAUAGCUCAGCCGGUGGAGCAUGAGACGCUCAAUCUCAGGGUCGUGGGUUCGAGCCCCAGGUUGGGCAAAAGAUUCCUGCAUUGCAGGGGGUUGGACUAGAUGGCCCUUGGCGUCCUUUUCGAUUAUGAAUAAUUGUGUUGA
Lacerta agilis (Sand lizard) is the source of this 1188-nucleotide messenger RNA. RefSeq names its product C-type mannose receptor 2-like. The transcript is spliced from 5 exons. NCBI's taxonomy places the organism in Eukaryota, Metazoa, Chordata, Lepidosauria, Squamata, Lacertidae. The coding region runs from base 40 to 1008 and encodes 322 amino acids. The record is from RefSeq and is a predicted model, not a curated record.